AUGAAACUUAUAAAAGCGGCGCUUUGAAGUCGUUGCUAUGCCGCAAAGAUAAAAGCGUCUCAGAUGAAGAAUUUGAGAAGAUUGACAGAUCAGACCUCACGCGACAUUAGUCCUGAUCUCAAGCUGGAGGAACACUCGCGAAACUCUCUCUGUAGGAGGCGACAGGCGACGUGGUAACAGCAAUUAUUUACAUCGCAACCACAGCAUAAAGUUAUUUAUCUGGGAAUUAAUGUUAUUUUUAAUAUCAAAGUAGAAGUGAAGACCUGUAUUGUGAAUGACUGAAGUCAUGGCUAUCUGGAUCCAGCUUCAUUGGAUAAUUUGGGUGUUGGUUCCACUGUCUCUGGAUCAUCUUGCUCUUGCUGAAGAUCCGAAGCCCACCAGAUGGCCUCUUUACCCUCAGAAGCCUGUGGUUCUGGUCUGGAACGCCCCAACAGAAGACUGCAGGCCUCGGCACAACAUCCACCUCCAGCUCGAUCAGUUUCAGAUCGUGGCCUCUCCGAACCAAGACUUCACCAAGCAGAACCUCACCAUGUUCUACAAAGACCGUCUGGGUCUGUAUCCGCACUUUCAGGAUGGAGUGCCUGUUAAUGGUGGACUACCGCAGAUGGCCAGCCUCACGCACCACCGAGAGAAGAUGCCGGAGGGGAUCGCGAAGUACAUUCGCGACCCAUCUGCACGAGGCCUGGCCGUGAUCGACUGGGAGGAAUGGCGUCCGAUUUGGAUACGAAAUUGGGACGCCAAAAACAUUUACAAGAUGCAGUCACAGUCCUUAGUGGCCCAGAAAAACACAGGCUGGACUCAAAACCAGAUAAAAAAAGUAGCCCAGCAGGAGUUUGAGAUGUCCAGUCGUGCAUUCAUGCUGAAGACGUUAAUGCUGGCCAAAAGCUUGCGUCCGAACCAGCUUUGGGGCUUCUACCUCUUUCCUGACUGCUAUAACCACGACUAUCGUCGCAGUCUGGAGAACUACACGGGACGCUGCCCGGAUGUGGAGGUGGCCAGGAACGACCAGCUGAAGUGGCUGUGGACUGAAAGCACAGCUCUGUUUCCAUCCAUAUACAUGAAGUCUGUGUUGCGUUCAUCAUCCUCCGGUCGCCAGUUUGUCCGAAACCGGGUGAAGGAGGCAAUGAGAUUGGCGUCAGUGGGAGAGGGAUUGGCACGUCCUGUGUUUGUCUACAGCCGCCCUACGUAUGACGAUGAGCUGCAACUGCUGACAGAGAUGGAUUUGGUGUCCACCAUUGGAGAAAGUGUGGCUCUGGGUGCAGCUGGUAUCAUUUUCUGGGGUAAUGCUGCUUAUGCCAGCAGCAAUGCCACUUGUUCCAGUCUGAACCAGUACUUGCGGGGUCCACUGGGCCGUUACCUCCUCAACGUCUCCACAGCAGCCGAGCAGUGCAGUCGCUUCCUGUGCAGUUCCCACGGCCGCUGUCUGCGCAGACAUCCCAACACGGACACGUAUCUGCAUCUUGACUCACAGACGCACACGAUAGUAGGUGAGGGGAGUGAACUGCGCGUGAAGGGAGAUGUGAGUGAGGAAGAGCAGCGGCGGAUGAGUGGAGACUUCCAGUGCCAGUGUUUCAGUGGGUUUCAGGGCGAGAGGUGUGACCUCGAGGACCCUCUUCAGCAGCGAGGAGACGGACAUGCAUUGAAAGCAUUAUGGAUUUACCUUCUCACUCCAUUGCUGCUGCAUUUACUGACCUGAACAUACGCCGUAGACACUUGAACUUUGCUUAUGAAAUGCUUGGCUGGUCAGUGCGCUCCAAGUGCUGUUGUGAAAAGGUCCUUUCGCUUUCAUGAAGUCAUGUGGGUGAGCUUGGAAUCGAAAUUUACACAGGAAACUCAGAGUUCCUUGGAGUUUAAAUAAGCACUUUUGUUUGUUGUCACAUGUUACUCACACAACAGUUGAGCCAGAUGUAGGAUAUUGUGCAACUGGAAAAUCUAAUGAAGAUUUAUGACUAACUGAGGAGUGGAUUCAUUCAGAAGAAGUCUUGGCUUGAGUUACUAUUAAAACAGUUUAAACUGGUGCACAAUUACGUUUUAAGUGGCUGUCUUGGUUUGAGUGUAGAUUUGACUAUAAAUCUAACACUACAGUGUAGGGUGCAAACGUCAUAUGUAGUUAAGCAAAUACACAUGUUUUAGUUUGAAUAGGAUUCUGAGCCUUAAAGGAACAGUUCAGCCUAAAAUGAAAAUUGUCAUUUUUUACUCAAUAUUACAUCGUUUAUAUUUAAGUCUUUUCCUGAAUGCCUUCAGAAGACUUGGAAUAUAGUACAUGAGCUGUGUGAACCACUUUUAAUAGUUGUUAAAGAAAUAGCUCACACAAAAAAAACAAUUGGCUGAAAAUGCGCCUACUGUUAGCCCAUCCAAGAUGUAGAUGAGUUGGUUUCUUCAUCAGAGCAGAUUUGGACAAAUGUAACAUUACAUCACUUGCUCACCAGUGGAUCCUCUGAAGUGAAUGGGUGCCGUCAGAAUGAGAGUCCAAACAGCUGAUAAAAACAUCACAAUAAUCCACAAGUAAUCCACACUACUCCAGUCCAUCAGUUAACAUCUUGUGAAGCCAAAAGCUGCAUGUUUUUUUAUGGUGUUUUAACUUUGAACCAUGCUUUUUUUCAUCUAUGCAUAUUUCUCUCCUGAUUCAGGACUCGUAUUUUAGCCAAAGUUCCAAUAAAUCCAUCAAAAUUUAUUUUUAUCACAAACUAACUUGGUUAAAGGUUGUUGAUUAUUUAUACUACUUGUUAAUAAUAGUUUUUGUCAGCUGUUUGGACUCUCAUUCUGACGGCACCCAUUGAUGCAUAAGUGAUCUAAUGAUAAUUUUCUUAAAAUCUAUUCUGGUGAGGAAACUAACUCAACACAUCUUGGAUGGCCUGAGGGCGAGUACAUUUAAAGCAAUUUUUCAUUUUUGGGUGAAUUAUUCCUUUUAAAUGAGACUACUAGUGCUGGAAAUGUGGAUGCAUGUCAUGUAAUGUUGCUUAUGCUGGCUGACCUGAGUUUGAAUCUGCCUUCUGUGUCACUUCCUGAUCACAAUCCCUGUUUCCCAUCCUGUCCUGCUCUAUAAAGACAAACACCCCGUAAUAAAUAACUAAAGAAGAUACUACUAAAGAACUGAUGUUAUUUAUAUCCUGUUAUUUAAAAAGUCUUUGGUAACUUUGUACUAUAUCAUUUUUAUUACUGUUUCAUGGACUAAUUAACUGUUGCUAAAUCGGUGUAUAUUUUUGCUUCAUUCAGCAUCUCUGUCAGUGUGGUAACAGUGAUAGUUAUGUUAUGAGAUCAAUGAGACAGCGCUUAUAUUCAUAUUUGAAAAGGCACUGGACUGUGAGAGAAGCAUAUACAUUAUAUCUUUAAAUUGCCAAUUAAUUAUGACUUUUGUAGAUUUUUAAAAAUUGUGAUGCAUAGAGAAACCAUUUUAUAUUGCAUUUGAUAAAAAAAA
This is a messenger RNA of Carassius auratus (goldfish), 3418 nucleotides long. RefSeq names its product hyaluronidase-2-like. The coding region runs from base 275 to 1696 and encodes 473 amino acids. Lineage: Eukaryota; Metazoa; Chordata; Actinopteri; Cypriniformes; Cyprinidae. Gene Ontology annotation, cellular component: cytoplasmic vesicle. The transcript has 4 exons. The record is from RefSeq and is a predicted model, not a curated record. Gene Ontology annotation, biological process: hyaluronan catabolic process; carbohydrate metabolic process. Gene Ontology annotation, molecular function: hyaluronoglucuronidase activity; hyalurononglucosaminidase activity.